AUGGCCGAAGCCAGAUUAUCCGCCCAAGAGGCGUUCGCUAUCAACGCUGCCGCCGUAACUCGUAACUACAAUGUCAACCCUCGUAUACGUUACAACACUGUCGCUGGUGUGAACGGUCCCCUCGUCAUCCUCGAUAACAUCAAGUUCCCCCGCUACAAUGAAAUCGUCGAACUCACUCUACCCGAUCAGACGAAACGUGCUGGUCAGGUCCUUGAGGUUCGAGGAAAUAGGGCUAUCGUCCAGGUUUUUGAGGGAACUACUGGUAUCGAUGUUAAGAAGACAAGAGUGGAGUUCACGGGAUCGAGUUUAAAGAUUCCAGUUUCGGAGGACAUGUUGGGACGUAUCUUUGAUGGAUCAGGAAAGCCGAUUGAUAAGGGUCCUAAGGUGUUCGCAGAGGAUUACUUGGAUAUCAACGGAUCUCCGAUUAACCCUUACACCCGAGUGUACCCAGAAGAAAUGAUUUCGACUGGUAUCUCAGCUAUCGAUGGAAUGAAUUCUAUCGCUCGUGGUCAAAAGAUUCCAAUUUUCUCUGCUGCUGGUCUUCCGCAUAACGAAAUCGCUGCACAGAUUUGUCGCCAGGCUGGUUUGGUCAAGGGACCGACGAAGGGCGUCCUCGAUGGUCAUGAGGACAACUUCUCCAUUGUUUUCGCAGCCAUGGGUGUCAAUAUGGAAACCAGUCGUUUCUUCACCAGAGAUUUCGAGGAGAACGGAUCUUUGGAGCGUGUCACCUUGUUCUUGAACUUGGCAAAUGAUCCUACAAUCGAACGUAUCAUUACUCCUCGUUUGGCGUUGACAACCGCCGAAUAUUAUGCCUACCAGCUUGAGAAGCACGUCUUGGUUAUCAUGACAGAUCUUACAGCUUACUGCGAUGCUUUGCGUGAGGUUUCCGCUGCCAGAGAAGAAGUGCCCGGUCGUCGUGGUUAUCCAGGUUACAUGUACACUGAUUUGUCCACCAUCUACGAGCGAGCUGGUCGUGUUGAGGGUCGAAAUGGUUCUAUUACCCAGAUUCCAAUCUUGACCAUGCCUAACGAUGACAUUACACAUCCAAUUCCGGAUCUUACUGGAUAUAUUACUGAGGGUCAGAUCUUCGUCGAUCGUGGUCUACAUAACCGAAACGUCUAUCCUCCAAUUAAUGUCUUGCCAUCGUUGUCCCGUCUCAUGAAGUCGGCUAUUGGUGAAGGCAUGACAAGGAAGGAUCACGGUGAUGUCUCGAACCAGCUUUACGCCAAGUAUGCCAUCGGUAGAGAUGCUGCCUCCAUGAAAGCAGUCGUCGGUGAGGAGGCUUUGUCUGCCGAAGACAAGCUUUCCUUGGAAUUCCUUGAGAAGUUUGAAAGAAACUUCAUUUCUCAGGGAGCAUACGAGUCGAGAACCAUUUUCGAAUCUCUUGAUAUCGCCUGGUCGUUGCUCCGAAUCUACCCGAAGGAAUUGUUGAAUCGUAUUCCGGAGAAGGUUAUCAACGAGUUCUAUCAACGAUCCGCCGGCGACAGGAAAGGAAAGAAGCCCGCGACAAAGGAUACUAGGGAUACGGCACCAAAAGAUGAUAACAAAACCCAAGAAGAGAACUUGGUUGAUCUUUAA
Orbilia oligospora ATCC 24927 is the source of this 1578-nucleotide messenger RNA. RefSeq lists its product as uncharacterized. Gene Ontology annotation, cellular component: proton-transporting V-type ATPase, V1 domain. The coding region runs from base 1 to 1578 and encodes 525 amino acids. The transcript has 4 exons. Gene Ontology annotation, biological process: proton transmembrane transport; ATP metabolic process. NCBI's taxonomy places the organism in Eukaryota, Fungi, Ascomycota, Orbiliomycetes, Orbiliales, Orbiliaceae. The record is from RefSeq and is a predicted model, not a curated record. Gene Ontology annotation, molecular function: ATP binding; proton-transporting ATPase activity, rotational mechanism.